Molecule: messenger RNA, 2613 nt
Organism: Scheffersomyces coipomensis
Lineage: Eukaryota; Fungi; Ascomycota; Pichiomycetes; Serinales; Debaryomycetaceae
Gene: NCP1
Product: Ncp1p
Exons: 1
Coding region: 467-2497 (676 amino acids)
Cellular component (GO): cytosol
Molecular function (GO): FMN binding; flavin adenine dinucleotide binding; NADPH-hemoprotein reductase activity
Source: RefSeq, a predicted model, not a curated record
UCAAAUACAACACCUAAUUAAUCUAAUAUAAACUAAAAUCAACGUUGAAUAACAGUAACAGUUUUUAUAUAAAUAAGGUUAAACCCCAGUUAAAUCACCUAACAACUUGAUAAAAUAACCUAUCAGUAUUGCUAUUUAUCCUUUCAAUCCAUUUACCUAAUUUGGAAAUCAGACAUUUAUUUUUACUAGUUUUAGCUUGUGACAAUUUCUCGUUCUCUGUUUCUCUGUUUAGUGGUCUUUUUAAUUUUUUAAUUUUUUUUUCAGUCGUUCCUGCCCCACCAAAGGAAGACAAAAAAAAUCACUGGAUCAACAGAAGUUACGUGGUUGAAAUAAAUAGUUAUUCAUUCGUCAUUCCAGUUUCAUAAAUUCAAUCUAGUGAUUAAUCAGUAGUGUCUGGUACUUACUGUUUAGGGAACAAGAAUAGAAUAUCAUAGAAACUUAACAUCACAUCAUAUCACAUCACAUCAUGGCCUUAGAUACUUUGGAUUUAUCUGUGUUUAUCGCAUUAGCCGUUGCAGUCUUAGCUUACUUCAGUAAACUGUAUUUCAUCCCUGCUAAGGAUGAUACGGGAUUCUUACCAGCUGCUAGUCUUUCGGGAAGAAACUUGUUGGAAAAUGUUAAGAAUAAUAACAAAAACUCCAUUAUCUUUUAUGGAUCUCAAACUGGUACUGCUGAAGAUUAUGCUUCUAAAUUAUCCAAAGAAUUAAGUUCAAAAUUUGGAUUGAAAACUAUGACAGUUGAUUUCUCUGAUUACGAUUUUGAUAACUUUGGUGAUAUCUCUGAUGAUAUCUUAUGUUUCUUCUUGAUUGCUACUUAUGGUGAAGGUGAACCAACUGAUAACGCUGCUGAAUUUUUUGAAUGGUUAGAAAAUGAAGCUGAUACUUUAUCAUCUUUAAAAUAUACCGUGUUUGGAUUAGGUAAUUCAACUUAUGAAUUUUAUAAUUCAAUGGGAAGAAAAUUAAAUGAAAAAUUAGAAUCUUUAUCAGCUGAAAGAUUCUCAGCUUAUGCUGAAGGUGAUGAUGGUAAAGGUACUUUAGAUGAAGAUUUCUUAUCUUGGAAAGAUUCUGUAUUUGAUUCAUUAAAGAAUGAUUUGAACUUUGAAGAAAAAGAAUUAACUUAUGAACCUGGUUUAAAACUUGAAGAAAGUGAUUUCUUAACUACUGAUGAUUUAUCUGUCGCCUUAGGUGAACCAGAUAAAUCUUAUGUUAAUUCAUCCACUGAUUUAACUAAAGGUCCAUUUGAUCAUAGUCAUCCAUAUUUAGCUCAAGUAACUCAUUCUAAAGAAUUAUUCCAAACUAAAGAUAGAAGUUGUGUUCAUAUUGAAUUUGAUAUUUCAAAUUCAAACUUGAGAUAUUCUACUGGUGAUCAUUUAGCUGUUUGGCCAUCAAAUUCUAAUGAAAAUAUAGCUACUUUUGUUAAAGCUUUUGGUUUAGAAGAUAAACUUGAUACCGUAUUUGAAUUAAAGAAAUUAGAUUCAACUAUUUCAAUCCCAUUCCCAACCCCAACUGCUUAUGGUGCUGUCAUUAGAAAUCAUUUAGAAAUCUCAGGUCCAAUUUCAAGACAAUUCUUAUUAUCAAUUGCUGGCUUUGCACCUGAUGUUGAAAGUAAACAAAAAGUUACUCAAAUCGGUAAUGAUAAAGUAUUAUUUGCUGAAAAAAUCACUUCUAAAUUAUUAAAUAUUGCUGAUGCUUUACUAUUAAUUUCUAAUCAAAAAUCAUGGACAGGUGUUCCAUUUGAAUUCAUCAUUGAAUCCAUUUCUCAUUUACAACCUCGUUAUUAUUCCAUUUCAUCUUCAUCAUUAAGUGAAAAAACCAAUAUUAAUAUAACUGCUGUUAUUGAAGCUGAAACCAAAGAUAAUCAAUUGGUUACUGGGGUUGUUACCAACUUAUUAAAGAAUAUUGAAAUUUCUCAAAAUAAAUCAUCGGAUAAACCUAUUGUUACUUAUGAUUUAAAAGGUCCAAGAGGAUUAUUUUCAAAUUAUAAAUUACCCGUUCAUGUUAGAAGAUCCACGUUUAAAUUACCUUCCAAUCCAAAUAUUCCUGUUAUUUUAGUAGGACCAGGUACUGGUGUAGCACCAUUAAGAGGUUUUAUUAGAGAUAGAGUACAACAAAAGAAGAAUGGUUCAGGAGUUGGAGAAACUAUUUUAUUCUAUGGAUGUAGAAAUCAACAUGAAGAUUAUUUAUAUAAAGAAGAAUGGCCACAAUAUGCUAAAGAAUUAGGAGAAAAAUUUGAAAUCAUUACUGCUUUUUCAAGACAAGAUCCUUCUAAGAAAGUUUAUGUUCAACAUAAAUUAUUAGAACAAAGUUCAAAGAUUAAUAAAUUAUUAGAUAGUGGUGCAUUCGUUUAUGUUUGUGGUGAUGCUUCUCAUAUGGCUAGAGAUGUUCAAGCUAGUUUUGCUAAAAUUUUAGCCGAAGGUAGAGGUAUUUCUGAAGAAAAAGCGGGUGAAUUAAUUAGAUCAUUUAAAGUUCAAAAUAGAUAUCAAGAAGAUGUAUGGUAAGUACGAUUCAAUACAUCUUCUCUGUGUCUCAUUUUAUUGUUUCUUACUGUUUUAUUAAAAAUGUAUAUUUAAGUAAUUUCUUGUACAGGUAUAAAUAAAUAAAUUUAAUAUCAUAU